Molecule: messenger RNA, 2516 nt
Organism: Lactuca sativa (garden lettuce)
Lineage: Eukaryota; Viridiplantae; Streptophyta; Magnoliopsida; Asterales; Asteraceae
Product: glutamate receptor 1.4
Cellular component (GO): membrane
Molecular function (GO): ligand-gated monoatomic ion channel activity
Source: RefSeq, a predicted model, not a curated record
ACAAGAAACUCCUUGCAAAUAUGGUGCACAAUGAGCACAACAAAAUUAGCCUUUGCCUUCUAAUGCUAUUGUGCAUUUUAGACCAUGCAUUAUGUCCACACUCCAUUCCAUCACAAAACCAAAACAUAAACAUAAAUAAUGAUAUAUUAAUAGGCGUGGGAAUCAUUCUAGAUAUGGAGUCGCCAUUGGGGAUGUCCAUUCACAGUUGCAUUACCAUGGCGAUAUCUGAUUUUUAUGCUCUUCACCACAGUUAUAAAACAAGGGUAGUUAUUCACACUAGGGACUCCGAGGGAGACCCAGUAAAAGCUCUUUCAGCUGUUGAUCAUCUUCUGAAAAACGCAAAGGUGCAAGCUAUCAUAGGCCCGGAAACGUAUCUUCCGUCAAAGUUAUUGUCCUUGUUUGCUGAUAAAACUGAAGUCCCUAUAUUUUCUUUUGCGAGUCAAUCCUCAAGGGAAUACCCAUACGUGUUCCAAAUCAAACAAGACGAAUCCACUAUGGCAAAAAGCAUUGCUGCCCUUGUGAAAUCAUUCAAUUGGAGGAAUGUUAUCUUUGUUUAUGAGGACACCGAUGAUGGAAGAGAGAUCUUACAAUAUCUGGCUGAGUCACUCCAAGAUAAAAGCAUCCGUAUCAGUUAUAAAAGUACCAUUUCUUCCUCAGCCACGCAUGAUGAAAUCACCAAGGAGUUACGUAAAAUCAUGACAUUUCACACAACUGUAAUUAUCAUACAUGUGUCUCCUUCACUAGCAUCUAGCCUUAUCUUAAAUGCGAAAAGGUUAGGAAUGGUUAGUGAAGGAUAUGCAUGGAUUUUAACUGAAAAAACAGUGGACCUCUUGCAAUCAACAAACUUUACUGUUAUUGAGUCAUCACAAGGGGCACUAGGUCUUAGGACGUAUGUUCCCUCAUCAUACAGGUUACAUAGCUUAAAAUUAAGAUUGCACAAUUUCUUUCACAGAAAUAAUUUCACCUCUGUAACAAAAGAAGUGCCUGUGCCUGCCUUAUGGGCAUAUGAUACAACUUGGGCCCUUGCCUUGUCUGUAGAGAAGGUUGGAGUCCCACAUAAUGGUCCUUUGCUCUUACAUGAAGUUUUGAAAACAAGAUUUAAGGGUAUAAUGAGUGAUGAUUUUCAGCUUAGUGAAGGAAAAGUAAUAUCCAGUGGAUAUGAGAUUAUGAAUGCUGUAGACAAUGGUGAGAGAAGAGUAGGAUAUUGGACACUAUCAGAAGGAAUAAAGAGAGCGCACCCAAAGAUUAACAGUCCUAGUCUAGGUUCUGAAGCUGUUAUCUGGCCCGGAGGGUCUACAACUGCUCCAAAAGGUUGGGUGUUACGAGCAACUCCCAGUAAAAGGUUAAAAUUUGGUGUUCAAAAGAUAAACAAUUUUAAGUACUUCAUGGAUAUAGAUCAUGAUGUUGAGAAAAAUGUUAUAACUGCCACUGGGUUCUCCGCCGAUGUAUUCUAUACUUGCAUUCGUGCGUUGCCAUAUGAAGUGCCAUAUACGUUCAUUUUAUUUGAGAAUGUCAGUAUCGACGAUCUUGUACAGAAGGUGUACAAUGAGGAAAUUGAUGCAGUAAUCGGUGAUUCAACAAUCUUGGCCAACAGAUCUGAGUAUGUUGACUUUACAGCGACUUACACUGACUUGGGUGUCGGAACUCUAGCAAAAAUCAAGAAAAAUGACCAGUGGUUUUACUUGAAGCCGAUGGACAUUGGCCUAUGGCUAGUUGCUAUUGGUUCUCUUGGCUACACUAUCUUUGUUGUUUGGGCUAUUGAACGUAUGAAUCCAGAUUCCGAUCAGCAAAUUAGAACAGUAUUCUGGAACAUCCUAUGGACCAUCUUUUUUUCUCAAAGAGAUAAGUAUUCGAGCAAUCUGUCAAAAUUUGCGUUGUUUGUAUGGUUACUCGUGGUGCUUGUCUUGUACACAAGCUACACUGCAACAUUGACUUCACUGUUGACAGUAGAGCAAUUUGAAUCAGUGUCGAAGGGAGGAAUUGUGGGGUUUCAUGGAGGCGAUUUUAUGAAAGGAGUGACUGUCAGCAACCUUCACUUCGAAGAUAAUAACCAAAGGCCAUACUACUCAUACGAGGCUUAUGCUCAUGCUUUAUCAAAAGAUGGUGAAGCUGAUGCCAUUGUUGAUGAAAUUCCAUACAUCAAGAUGUUUCUUGGCAAGUACCCUGGUGACUAUGCAUUGGUCUCCUCUCAACCUAUCACUUCUGGUUUUGCCUUUAUCUUCCAAAAGGGUUCGCCUCUUAUUGAAGAAGUGUCAAGAGAAAUCGCUAGGAUAAGACUAGACGGAACUCUGGGAAGUUUGGAGAACAAAUGGUUUAAGAAUCAGUUAUCUCUUCCAUCUCGAAAUUCUACAAUGCCUAAAGACUUGAAGCUUGAUAGCUUCGGUGGUCUCUUUAUUAUCAAUGCAUCUGCUUCUACAUUAACCCUUUUGAUCUCUUCGCUUUGGCUACUUUUUCUCAAUUUCAUGGAGAGGUUUGAUUUAGCUAUUGUUGAUUUAGAAGGUGAUCUUCUGGAUUGA